Peronospora belbahrii is the source of this 3072-nucleotide messenger RNA. The record is from the annotation of a GenBank genome assembly. NCBI's taxonomy places the organism in Eukaryota, Oomycota, Peronosporomycetes, Peronosporales, Peronosporaceae.
AUGGAUGAAAAUGGGACUCCUCCAGCAACUCCACCAUCGCCUACGAGCCCUACGCAACCAGCGCCUCGAUAUUUAACCCGUGAGACUCGUUUUUCAUCACCUUCUGAUCCUCCUGUCUCAAUCUCAGUACCUACUGCUGAAUCUCCAACUAAUGGACAGCCUUUAUCGCCCAUGUCAGCAUCUGUCUCGGCGUCCGCUGUGUCGGCUACAGAAAUGUCAGGCCGCUUUGGAUUUGCAGAGAUGAGCUCAUCGGUGGAUGCGACACCAGCACCACGUUAUCUUGGACGCUAUGAGCCUGUAACGGAUGAUGCAAUCGAUCGAGACAAUGAUGGUGAUGACGUGGAAGCAGAGUUACGACGUAUGGCUCAGCGUCAAUUACCACGAGGAGAUUUAGGCCGACGGGAGUGGAGACUUGAAAGCUUUCAGCCAACGCUACAAGGAACACACACUGUAAACUCGACUGAUGGAAUGCCAUUGUCUCCUAGCAGCAGCAGACGCUCUGUGGUCAGCAUCCGUAGCAGUCGAUCUGGCAUACCAGUGCCUGCUAAAGCAGCAUUGCCACAGCCACCGGCAUCUCCACCUAACUCACCACGAUCUGUUGCUUCUGCUUCGAAUUCUGCGUCAGCUUUAGCGUCGGCGUACUCGCAGUUUCAGAGGCAGCAACAUGAGGAACAAGAGGCGUUUUCCGGUGCAGUGGUAUGGGGUACGAACAUUAGUGUGUCGGAGAGUAUGGAGUUGUUUCGAGCCUUUAUACACCAGUUUCGACCGGAGAAUUAUGAUGCUCAAGGGGAGCCGUACUAUGUCAAGUUGCUGCGGAGACUGGCCCUGACGCAGUCGCUCGUGCUAGAUCUGGACACACAGCAUCUGCGCCAAUUCCGUGGCGGAAGAAAGCUGUAUAACCAGUUAGUUUUGUUUCCACAGGUUCUGAUUCGUAUCCUGGAUAUGGUAGUGACGGAAGAAUAUCAGGCGCUACUAGCCGGCUCUGGAGCUGAAGUAGGCGCUCUCGAUACUUUGGCCAAUGUGACUUUGCAAGUGCGGCCGUCAAAUCUGCGUGAACUAGCGCCAAUGCGUCAUCUGAAUCCGUCCGAUAUCGACCAGUUGGUUUGUAUAAAAGGAAUGGUUACUCGUUGCAGUGGAGUGUUGCCGGAUCUGAAGGAGGCAUUCUUCCGCUGUGCAAUGUGCCAUGCUACGACGCAGGUGGCGCUGGAUCGUGGUCGGAUCGAAGAACCUACGAGCUGCACGCGCUGCUCUUCCCGAAUGAGCAUGGAGAUGAUUCACAACCGGUGUGCUUUCACGGACAAACAGAUGAUCAAAAUGCAAGAGACGCCCGAUGCUAUCCCUGAAGGUGAAACACCCUACACAGUCCUCUUGUUUGCGUUCGAUGACCUCGUUGAUGGCGUGCGUCCAGGUGACAAGGUGGAGGUAACAGGCAUUUACCGUGCCGUACCGAUGCGCUCGAAUUCGCGCCAGCGUGUGGUCAAAUCUGUCUUCAAGACGUACGUCGACGUUGUGCACUUUCGUCGCGUGGACGAACUCACGCGGCGCGAAGAGGGUGAAAAUGGCGAGAAUCUUAACUCCGUUGCCCGAGAGGUGGAGGAGGUUGAAGCUAGCGUAAUAGGACCGGCAGAUAUCGACGUUGAAAUGCUAGAUCCCUCAGAAGACCAUGAAGAUGCAGCUGCUGUGGCCGAUGCCCAACAGGCACGCAAACUGGCAGCUUUCCGCCGUAUCGCAGCACAUCCUCGAGUGUACGAGAAUCUGGCUCACUCGUUGGCACCGUCCAUAUGGGAGUUGGAUGAUGUGAAAAAGGGUAUCUUGUGCAUGCUUUUCGGUGGUACUCGCAAGGAUGGAAGUAGCGGCAGUGUGAACGAAGACGAAAGCGAGCAUGAGCAUGGCGGUGUAGCACCCAAGAGAAAGAGUAUGCGCUCUGAUAUGAACGUGCUAUUGUGCGGAGACCCUGGUACAUCCAAAUCACAGUUGCUUUCGUAUGUGCACAAGCUGUCACCGCGGAGUAUUUACACGUCCGGCAAAGGUAGUUCGGCUGUCGGUCUUACAGCUUCGCUAAUACGCGACAUGGAGACAAAUGAUCUCGUGCUUGAAUCAGGUGCUUUGGUUCUAUCGGACGAGGGCAUCUGCUGCAUUGAUGAGUUUGACAAGAUGAGUGAUUCUGCUCGCUCUGUGCUGCACGAAGUUAUGGAACAGCAAACCGUAAGUAUUGCCAAGGCUGGCAUUAUUUGUUCUCUUAACGCACGUGCAUCCAUUCUAGCGUCCGCUAACCCCAUCGAGUCUCGCUACAACCCAAACAAGUCAGUGGUGGAAAACGUGAACAUUCUUCCUACACUGUUGUCACGUUUCGACCUCAUCUAUCUCAUCUUGGAUAAGCCACAUCCGGAAUCCGACCGUAAACUGGCAAAACACAUCGUCGCUCUGUACUACGACGAAGAAACACGUGUGCGUGUGCGUUCGCAAAAUCGAGGAGGAGAUGCUGCACCUCAGCUUAUAAGCAUGAAGCUGCUGACUGAGUACAUUGCGUAUGCGAAGCGGAAUAUCCAUCCACGGCUUUCAGCCGAGGCCAAGGAUGCGCUCAUUCGUGCAUACCUGGACCUUCGUAGAAUGGGUGGUGCCAGCGCUGCAUCGGCCAAGAAAAAUAUCACGGCAACGCCUCGACAACUUGAAUCGCUCAUCCGUAUUUCCGAAGCGCUUGCAAGGCUCAAGCUGUGCGAGACCGUGACGCGAAGAGAUGUCGGCGAGGCACUGCGCCUCAUGAAUGUGGCAACGCAGCGUGCAGCAAUGGAUCCGCGGACGGGCACGAUUGAUAUGGAUAUGAUCAACACUGGUCACAGUGUGCUUGAGCGCGAAUUAUUAGCUGAUCUAGUUACUCAACUGAAGGAGAUUUUGGGCGAGGCUCCAAACCAGUCGAUGACUGUUGGCGAAACCCGUCGACGUCUUGAAGAAAAGCGCAAGAGUGAAGUCAAGGGUAGCGAGUUUCAGAUGGCAUUGCGCUCACUCGAGGAUGACAGCCUUGUUCAAGUCUCUCAUGGCAUGAUCCGCUACUUUGGCGAUCCGAUAAAUUAA